GCUUGUUCGUUGGUGGUGAUCCUUGGGGGUGGAAAUUACGGAGACGAGAGCUGCAUGCCCAGAGGGGGACAUUAUCUCACAGCUUGUUGCCAUUUUGGAGUAUUUUGGGACACCGCUUGAAUCGCAAGGCACACGAGUCAAUGGACGAGACAUCCGAGUGAAAGGACGAAAAAAGCUGUUAGACGCAGGGUGCCCUUUGGACGCUAUAGAAUUAGAAAGGAUUUGUUGUGACUUUCCACGACCGGUCCGUUAAGACGAGUGGUCGUACAGCACAGACCGGCAUUUGACGGUUCUGUAGCAACUUGACUUGCUAUUGCUUUGUCGUAUACCAAACACUGCCCUCCCUCAUACACUCUCUCCCUCUGGAUAUACAAUGGCUUCCACCUCCGUCAAAGUCGCGCUUCGAGUCCGGCCCCUCAAUGCAAAAGAAGUUCUUGCAAAUGCUCAAGAAUGUAUCAGCUUCAUGGGCGUCGGAAUACCUCAGGUAACAAUAGGACCGACUGGCGGUGGUGGAGCGGAUACCUCGUUUGGAUUUUCGACGUCGAUGGCCUCUUUACCACAGCAUCAACAAAAGGCCUUCACCUUUGACCAUGUGUUCGAUACGGCUAGUACGCAGGAGGAGGUGUACCGGGAUUGUGUAAAGCCUCUCGUCGACAGAUUUUUAGAGGGAUUUAAUGCAACUGUAUUAGCAUAUGGACAGACGGGAUCUGGAAAAACUUAUUCGAUGGGCACCGGCUUGGAGGCGGUUGCAGAUCCAGAGCAUCAGGGCAUCGUACCUAGAUCCAUCUAUCAUCUCUUUGAUAGACUGCAAGCACAGGCAGCAGCCAGUCCCGAAGGAUUCAAAUACGAAGUGCUUGUUUCGUUCCUAGAACUUUAUAACGAAGAACUUGUAGACUUGCUAAAUGCGCGACCUAAAGAGGGUACGACUGGCUGGGGUGGUCUGUCGAUUAGAGAGGAUGGAGCGGGAAAAAUUAUGUGGUAUGGGGUAAAGGAGCAGGCUGUAUCCUCACCGGAGGAGCUCUUGAGUGUCCUUGAAAAGGGCUCACUCUGCCGAACGACUGGAUCAACCGACAUGAAUGCUUCGUCCUCUCGAAGUCAUGCUAUCUUUAGCGUAAUUUUAAAACAACAGAAAUGGGUGCCUCGUUCCACCGCAGAGGAGGAUGGUGACGGUGCGAGCGGGGAAAGUCCCUUGGAGGAAAUCACAAAGCAAGAGGGUGAGGAGCAUUUCACGCCGACAUCGGUGGAUCCCACAACACACCCAGACGGCUCCUUCCAGCAUCUCUUGUCCAAAUUUCACUUUGUUGAUUUGGCGGGAUCCGAACGUCUCAAACGCACAAACGCUGAGGGAGAUAGGAAAAAGGAGGGAAUAUCAAUUAAUCAAGGCUUACUUGCCCUUGGGAAUGUGAUCUCUGCCCUAGGCGACGAUACCCGAAAGUCCGCGCACGUUCACGUUCCAUACCGGGAUUCCAAACUUACCCGAAUGUUACAAGACAGUUUGGGUGGAAAUAGCCAGACAUUGAUGCUCGCCUGUGUGAGUCCCAGUGAUACCAACUACGGCGAAACAGUCAACACUUUAAAUUAUGCGAAUCGAGCGAGGAACAUAAAAAAUAAGGUGGUGAUUAACCAGGAAUGGGCUGGAGGGGGGAACACUUUGGCUUUGGAGAGGGAGGUCCGGAUAUUGCGCGCGACAGUUGCUCAGCUGAAAGCGGACAUUCAAGAUGGUGGGCCGGGAGGCUCUCUUCGGGUAUCCACCACGGGUGGUGAUGCAUUUGAUGCGAGUUAUUUAGCGAAUCAAAGACAGACAGUUUCGGGUACACUCCGGGAGCGAGAAUUGCAGAUGCGAAUACAACGAGAACGAGAACUCGACGCAGAGAUGGACCGUACAAAGCGAGAACGAGAUGCAAUACGGUUCGAAAAUGAGCGGCUAAAGUUUCGUUGUUUUCGAUUGCAAGAUCGAUGCAGAGAGCUUGGAAGGGAGUUGGCCGAUACGAUUGUGCAACGGGAUCGGGCGGUUGUAGAACGAAGUCGUAUGUUUCUACCUGGAAAUAAGAGUAUGAAACGGAAAGGGCGAGAUAUGGAAGAGGAGAACGGUGGUGUCAAGCUGCGCAAAGUUUGGGGAGAGGCUAAAGGCGAGAUCGUCCGCUCUCCGUCAACAGAAUCCUUCCCGGAACGAAGUUUUGAGGUUGGCAGUGAUGAACCUGACGAUACUAGCAAGCUUAUUCCCGAAAAUGACCCCCUCAGUCCUGAAGCAACACCGAAUCUCGCUGAAAAUGAUUCUCAGACACUACAAUCCGCCUACAAGAAGCAGCUCACCGCCCAUCCAAUUAUACAAAGCUACGUGCGCACCAUUUCCGAUUUGCGAUUCCGUCUUUCAGAGGCGGAGGAUAAGCUCACAUGGUACAAUGAUGUUGUGGCAAAGCUGGGCGGCAAAAGCAAAGGCGGACGCAAUGCGUUCACAGCUCCUAAUAGAGGUGGGGACGGGCGUCUUUUCAGUGCGGAAGAGAUUGGAGCAGAUGCUGAGGCCGAUGCUGAACUUGGUAUUCCUUGUCGACCGUUACAACGGCAAGUCAAGGAAGUAUGCCGGGAGGAAGAGGAGACAUUAGACGAAGGUGGACAGGAAAGACGGCUAAUGAAGGCGCUACAGGAUAAUCCUGAUGUAGAUGAGAUGCUCAAGCAGUCAAAAUCACAGGAUGCAGGUGAGGUCGAUGGAGUAUCACCUGGGCCACGGCUGUAUGGGGUACCCCGGACGAACUCUGUGGUUUGGGAAUCAUCUUCGCUCAACGUAGCAGAGGAUUUCGAAGAGUCAACAGCCUUGGACGAAGCAACAGACGAAGCAUCUUCAACAUCACCAGAUUCAAGCACAUCAGACAUGUUCCUUGUCAUUGCUAAAAUCCAGGCGGACAUUGCUGAACACGAAAAGCUCGUCUCACGAAUACAGCAUCGCGACGCCGAAUACGAAACGAUGAAAACAGCCUAUGAGCAAAAACUUCGGGAUCUUCAAACGCAAUUACUUCAAUCCAAAAAGGAGCGUGAUCAAGCGUUGAAGCGAAUGCAGGGUGGCGAACGCAAGGAGGAGAAAAAAGGGACUGUGGCGAUCAAACAGCGAUAUGAAGACAAGAAGCGGCAGCUGGAGAAGCAGAUUGACGAAUUCCGGCGAAAGUUGGCAGAGAAUACGAGAGCCAGGGAUGAGAGGAAGGGCAAGGAUGAGGGCUUGAUGAAGGGUUUGAAGGACACGAUUGCUAGCAUGAAAGCGGAGAAGGCACGCAUGCUCAAAGACCUCAAAAAAGAGAGGGAAAAGAGCCGGGCAUUGGAAAUGACAAGUCAGCGACAGAUUGCCAUUUUGAAGCGCAAGGAGAAAAAGGCUGCCGAUCUGGUUAAGAAACUAGAGCAAAGUCGUAACCAGAUGCAGCGCCUGAUUCUGCAGCGCCGCAGCGACGAAAUACACAACAUUAAUCGACGUUCCGUUAUGAAGAUACUGAAGCGAACCAGUACCCCCAACCGAAUCUCGAAAUCCGGUGGGUCCAGCGGAAGUAUGUCUCCCAAGCGACGAAGCGGAACAUGGAAAGUGUCUACGGCUCCAAUCGAUUCAUCACGACCAGGAAGUAGCGGAUCAUCCUCGAACCGACGAGCCGUAUCCAUGUACGCCAAAUCCACCAACAAAUCUUCUCCUGAAACCAAGCUACCGUCAGAUAUUGGGUUGGAUGACGGUGAUGUCCCCAACCAUCUCCCAGUCAAUGUACGUGCCCAGUUCAAGAAGCAAAUGUUGGAAAAGGAACUUGCAUCCUGCAUUGCUGUUCGACGAGCACAAAAGGCUUUAGACGAACUGAAGGUCUCACGGGAUAGAUUGGUCGGCGAGCAGCGGGAGUUGGUUGCGGAGCGAGAACGAUGCGUGCGUGCUGAGCAGGAGGCGACGGGACGGUUUGACCCUGAGAAACCCCAGUAUAUGGAUGAGAGAUUAGGAGUAUUGGAUCACGAGAUUGCGAUGAUUGGACAUCGAAUAUCCAGGGUUGAGGAACUGGUUAGAAGGGCAAGAUUGGGAGGACAACCCGCAGGGCAAGAGGGUCUCGUAUCUUCCUCAACUAGCAUCUCGUCGUUAACACCUGACGUGGAUGUUGGAUGGGAAAAUGCUACGAAUAUCAUACGGUCGCUUGAUCCAUAUGAGUUGGAAGCGAUUGCAGAGAUGUGCUUGGAGGAUCUUGUUGAAGUCAGGUGCUUGCUUGAAGAAGGAGAGGUGAAGGUCCAGGAGCGGGAUAGUAAGAUUGAGGAGUUGACCGAGAAUCUGGAGAGGUGCCGUGAAACUGCCAGAAAAGCCGCCAUGGAAUUCCAGAGGAGACUGGAGGACGCUCGUGAGGAGGAACGUCGCCGGGUGAAGGAACAGCAGCAAAUCUCCUUUCUGAAGGAGAACGCUGGCAUGUUGCGAUCGAUCUCUGAGCCCAUGUUGAAUGCCGGUGAAGCCAAGCAGCACGCAGUUCUAGAAGAGCUUGUCUCAAAAGAGCUUUGGGCGAGUGAAGAAGUGCUCGAUGACCGGACAGGAGACGAUGUUGAGGUCUUUGAUUUGGAGGAGGAUCGGCAUCCACUGGGCGAGUUGACGGCUUCACCGAGGAGUAACAGCGAGCAGGAAAUCAUCUCGGCGAGUAAUGUUCAAGGGGAAGAGAAGAAAGACGAAGCUGUCGAUCUGGCCAACAUGUCAUUACGAGAUCGCAUGGUGUGGUGGCUAAAAGGGGCUCCAGGGGGGCAUGAGCUGUUGAGAGGAAUUCAGGCAAGUGAUAAGGAUGGACAAGUCAAGGAUGACGCUGGAAAGGAAAACCGAGCGGAACCGGAACCGUCGUCACCAGGACGAGUGAGUUCUGCACCCGCGACUCCAAAACCCUCCCUAGCCGUCCCACGGACACCCACGCGAGAGCGAUCCGGGUCUACAUCGUCCAAAGCCGGCAGCACGACCGGCUCAGAACGAGGUCGAACAACACGGCACGACAAACCACCGAGUCGAGACGGAGUAUCGUCUCCACGUAGUGUGAGCAUGUCCGCUUCUGCAAUGAUGGCAGAAGGAGCUGGCGGAUCAGGGACCAAGUCUUCUAGUGCGAGUGCAUCUAACGCAGCGCGACGGAGAAGGAGCCCCAGUUGGACUUACGGGAAAGAUAGUCCGCGAUCCUCAACCACAAACAAGGGCAACAGGAGUCCAAGCACGUCCCCAAAGAAAAGAGGAUACUUGAACCAAGCCGCCAGUCCAACCCGUGGCCCUUUCCGAGCAUUCGAAAACGACGACCAUACUGUACAACCCCCACCUUUUCUAAAUGUCGUCAGUAGUAGCAGUGUUGGAGGCACGGCAAGCGGACGGAGCAGCGUUGCGGGCAGUGGAGGUGGAAUGGCUACGCAUCAGCCUCCUCCUGUUGGCUCGAGACCUGGCAGCGGAGGGGACGUUUUUGAGCGGUUAGCGAAUGCACAUACACUUGCCAGCCAGGCUAAAGUCAUACAUCGGGGAUCCAGUGGUGUUGCAGAUGCUUUAGGCGGCGCUGCGGCUGGGGAGAUGGGUGCAGAGGACCCGGGGAGUGGAGGUUUUGGUGCCCGGGAGAGUGUGGUGGGGAGAGUCGCGAGACGAAAGAUAUCAGGACAAGGAGCGGGUCCUGGUGGUGGUGGUGAAGAAGAUGAUGGUGGAGAGCACGGCUAGGGUUGAGUUGUGACUUUGAUUUAUGGAUGCUUUUUUUUUUAAACAUAAAGUAUUGGCUGGGAUACUACCCUAUGCCAUAGACUGUGCACAAUUAUUUAUAUUUGAGUUUCGUGUGUCAUGA
Spizellomyces punctatus DAOM BR117 is the source of this 5789-nucleotide messenger RNA. RefSeq lists its product as uncharacterized. Gene Ontology annotation, biological process: microtubule-based movement; mitotic spindle organization. Gene Ontology annotation, molecular function: ATP binding; microtubule binding; microtubule motor activity. The transcript is spliced from 5 exons. The record is from RefSeq and is a predicted model, not a curated record. Lineage: Eukaryota; Fungi; Chytridiomycota; Chytridiomycetes; Spizellomycetales; Spizellomycetaceae. The coding region runs from base 374 to 5668 and encodes 1764 amino acids.